Messenger RNA from Bactrocera latifrons, 991 nucleotides. RefSeq names its product ubiquitin carboxyl-terminal hydrolase (gene Uch). Gene Ontology annotation, molecular function: cysteine-type deubiquitinase activity. Gene Ontology annotation, biological process: ubiquitin-dependent protein catabolic process; protein deubiquitination. Gene Ontology annotation, cellular component: cytoplasm. The transcript is spliced from 4 exons. Bases 97 to 780 code for a protein of 227 amino acids. NCBI's taxonomy places the organism in Eukaryota, Metazoa, Arthropoda, Insecta, Diptera, Tephritidae. The record is from RefSeq and is a predicted model, not a curated record.
GGCAGUUAGUAAACAGUACCAGUGUAAAGGUUAGGAAAUAAUUUAGCCAUUUAAAAUCUUUCACUCGUAAAAUUAUUUAUAAAGUAUAAUAUAGAAAUGCCGCCUUGGCUGCCUCUUGAAUCUAAUCCAGAUGUACUUACAAAGUAUAUUCAUAAAUUGGGGGUGUCUCAAGAGUGGUCAAUUACUGAUGUCGUCAGCUUAGAACCGGAGAUGCUCGAAUGGAUACCGCAACCAGUCAAAGCAAUUAUUUUGCUAUUUCCUAUAUCAGAAAAUUAUGAGAAGCAUAGAGCACAAGAACAUGAACAAUUAGCUGCAGAUCCUGGAACUUUUCCUGAUGAUCUUUUCUACAUGCGACAACUAACUUCUAAUGCUUGUGGCACUGUUGCUAUUAUACAUAGUGUGGCUAACAACAAAAGCAUUUCACUUUCUGAUGGAAUAUUGAAAAACUUUCUUGAGAAUGCUAAAGACUUAACACCAGAAGAACGUGGUAAGGCUUUGGAAAAUGAUGUGUCUUUUACGGAGGGCCAUUAUGAACUUGCCAACGAAGGUCAAACCGUUGCUAAUCCUGAAGAAAAAGUAAAUCACCAUUUUAUAUCAUUAAUUCACAACGGGGGCUUUUUGUAUGAGUUAGAUGGUCGAAAACAAUUCCCAAUCAAGCAUAGUUCGACUUCYGAUUCAACAUUUGUGCAAGACGCAGCUAAAGUCUGCAAAGGAUUCAUGGCUAGGGACCCAGAAGAAAUGCGCUUCACGGUAAUGGCAUUAACCGUGUCACCAAAUUAAUAUGAAUUUUCUAUUUAAUAUGCUAAAUUAUUGGUAUUAACUUGUGCUACUGCUAUUCGCUUAUACACACAUAAUUUUAAGAUAAUUUUGAAAAUUUGUCAUACCAAUUACACAAACAUAAAUUUCACGCUUUAAAUGCUUAUAUUGAAAUUGUAAACGAAUUGAAUCGAUGGUAAUAAAAUAAUUGGAUAUCAAUGGCUUAUAAAAAUUA